Molecule: messenger RNA, 1072 nt
Organism: Ambispora leptoticha
Lineage: Eukaryota; Fungi; Glomeromycota; Glomeromycetes; Archaeosporales; Ambisporaceae
Source: the annotation of a GenBank genome assembly
AUGCAUGGACAUCAACAAAUAACUAUGCCUUUUUAGCUAUUACGGCACACUGGAUUACAAAAGAUUGGAAGCUUCAAGAUGAAUUAUUAGAUUUUAUAAAUCUUUCUGGUCCUCAUUCUGGCGAAAAUCUCUGUGAAGCUUUUGUAAAAAGUUGUCAUGAAUUUGGAAUUUUAACAAAGAUUUUUACAAUUACAAGUGAUAAUGCUUCAAAUAAUGAUACCUUUAUGAAAUAUUUAGAAAUUAUCUGUGAAGAAGAAAAUAUUUCUUUUAAUGCUAUCAAUUCUCAUUGUCGUUGUAUUGCUCAUAUUAUAAAUUUAGUAGUUCAAGAUAUUUUAAAGCAAAUUAAAGCUGGUGAAGCACAAACAGAAGAUAAUAUUUUGGAUAAUAUUGAUACAAUUAUAACUGCUGGAGAGAUAAUUCCAAAGCUUCGUAAACUUAUAGUUAAAAUAAGAUCAUCACCACAACGUAAAGAACGUUUUAUACGUCAUGCUGAACAUUUGAAAUGCGUGAAUUCAGAUAAAGAACUGCAAAAUUUUGAAUUUAGUGAUGAUGAAUGGUAUAGAAUUAAUGAAAUUAUAUCUGUUUUAAAGAUAUUUGUACGAACUACCAAAGCACUUUCAUCUGCAAAAUAUCCUAUGCUUUCCUCUGUUAUACCAAUAUAUAACUAUUUAAUAGAUGGACUUGAAACAUAUUGUGAUAAGUUUGACAGUCCUAAUGAUAUAGUAACUGCUGUUAAAGCAGGCUUGAAGAAACUUGAAACAUAUUAUACAAAAACAGAUAAUACAACUAUAUAUACAAUUGCUACUGUACUUGAUCCACGAUUCAAACUAGAUUAUUAUAUUGAUAAUAAUUGGAAACAAAAUUUUAUUCAUUAUGCUAAAAAAACAGUUCUUGAUGUUUAUACUAAUUAUAUAUCUGAUAUUAAUACAGAAGAUGAUAAUAAUGAUGAUAACGAUGAAAAUGAUGAAUUUUUAGAUCAUAUUUUUGGUAAACAGCAAAAAAUUCAAAAUAAUGAAGUAGAAUUAUAUUUAAAAACUCCUCGAGCAGCACGAGAUCAGGAUAUUCUUCUUUG